AGACGCAACAUCCGGCUUCUUCGAUCAGAAUAACGCCAUAUAAAAACGCCCCCGAAUGCGGUUCCAGUGGCUGCUAUUUAAAAGACUCACCUCUACUACAGUUUUUCCCAAGUUCAGCGCAAGAAGUCUUUGUGUUUUUGCUGUACAAGCCAUGGAUCCAGUGACAGUGGACCACUACCGCAGUGCAAUGGUGCUGAGUGGGGUUGGAGACGCCCUGGGGUAUUACAAUGGAAGCUGGGAGUUCUGCCAUUCUGGACCGGAAAUCCUGGAAGAACUGCAGGAGAUGGGAGGGCUGGACAAGGUCAAGGUUGAGUUACCAGAUUGGAUGGUGAGUGAUGACACUGUGAUGCAUCUGGCCACAGCUGAGGCUCUGAUGGAGGCCAGUGCGAAGGACCGUCCCAUCCUGUUCCUGACUCUGGCCAAACAUUACAAGGAGAGCAUGAACGACAUGCAUGGCCGAGCAGAAGGAUUGACCUCUUCAGAGGGCUGCGCCAAGCUCAAACCGAACCAAUCGGAUGGUUAUAUCAUUCCCUUCAACACAAGAGGCGUAGGCUGUGGUGCUGCUAUGAGAGCCAUGUGUAUCGGCCUGAGGUACCAACGACCCGAGGAGGUUGACUCUCUGAUCGCAGUCUCAGUGGAGAGCGGCCGGAUGACUCACCACCACCCGACAGGUUACCUGGGGUCACUGGCAUCGGCUCUGUUUACUGCCUACGCCAUACAGCGCAAGCCUGUGCGUGAGUGGGGAGCAGGGCUGAUGUCUCUCCUGCCUCGAGCCCAGCAGUACAUAAAGGACACCGGCAGGCAUGUACAGGAGAACCUGGACGCAUGGCCCUACUUCACAGAGAAGUGGCAGGCGUACCUGGAACAGCGAGGGAUCUCGGAUGGAACAUCGGAUCCAACCUUCCCCCAGGAGUACGGACCCAAGGAGAGAGACGACUUCUACAGGACUCUGAGUUUCUCUGGUUGGGCGGGGGCGAGCGGGCACGAUGCACCCAUGAUCGCGUACGAUGCUCUCUUGGCUUCUGGGGAUUCUUGGGAAGAACUCUGUAAAAGGUCCAUGUUCCAUGGGGGUGACAGUGACUCCACUGGCGUUAUUGCUGGGUGCUGCUGGGGCGCCAUGUAUGGUUACAAGGGAGUGCACGAAAACAACUACAAGAAUGUGGAGUACCGCUCGCGAUUGGAGAAGGCAGCAGAAGAGCUCUACAACCUCAGCCACACCACAUAGCCAGCAUUACCACUGGAUGCUGAAGAAUAUUGAAAUACCUUUAUUGUACAUUCAUGCCACGACGGGCUAGGUACAGGUCAAGACUUAACAGACACAUAACAAACGUAUGUAGAAA
Branchiostoma belcheri (Belcher's lancelet) is the source of this 1340-nucleotide messenger RNA. Its product is annotated as protein ADP-ribosylarginine hydrolase-like. Gene Ontology annotation, molecular function: ADP-ribosylarginine-[protein] hydrolase activity; magnesium ion binding. Gene Ontology annotation, biological process: protein de-ADP-ribosylation. The transcript is spliced from 11 exons. Lineage: Eukaryota; Metazoa; Chordata; Leptocardii; Amphioxiformes; Branchiostomatidae. Bases 56 to 1225 code for a protein of 389 amino acids. The record is from RefSeq and is a predicted model, not a curated record.